ACUUGAGACGCAUGCUGCAGCGUCGGGCCCGAAGUUGAUUAACGCGGCGAUUACCCCUACUAAGGUGUUCCCUUUGGUCCCCGAGGACUCUGCGAGAAUUGUAUGGCCGCGUGCGAGCACAGCGAUAUGAGCGAGAAGUAACCCAGCCACGUCGCGCUCGCCUACCAAGAGAAUCACGCUGGUGCUGAAGUUUUGACGUAUCCGGGAAGUAGAGUUAACAACUGGCGAUUACACGCGCGCGCGAGCCCGAUCCGACGAGGUGCUGUCAUUACCGAGGCAUUCUGAAGAUCGUGGGAUCUUCAGUCCCGACCUCACCGCUGUGGGAGACGCGUUUCCAGAGUUUGUUUGCCGCGGAUUGACAGGUCGGUUAGUGAGGUCGCGGAACACCACGGUGCACGGGACCGCGAAGUGAACGGCAAGCAGCUGGGGCGAGCACGAGCGCCGAUCGCGCUCGUCGGCAUUUCGAGUGAGCACUUUGUCUUCUCCUUCUGACGACUCCCGGACGACCUGAGGUCGUUAGGACGCACGUGGAGCGUGCAAACGUCACGAACGUGUCGCCCAGGGAAUUGCUCGCCCAGCUGCUGGAGACGUGGAAAGCGCACUCGUUUUCUACGUGCCCGAGCGCGCAUUUUACGGCGCGCACCUGCCGCCUGUAAAUGACACUUGUGAAAUCAACGCACACAGUUUCACCGUCCACAGCGUCGGGGAAGGGGUCGUUGACAAGAGCGCGCCGACCUGUUCGCCGGGCGCUGCUUCGCCGCAACACUUCCCGAAGAUAAUACCGGCCGCGUCGCACCUAGAAAGCCAUCGCCGUGAGGAGACUCCGCGCCGAGUCCCGAACAGGAAGCAGUCCCUGUGCCGGCGGUUUUCGCGCUACUGGAACUCCUCGCAGCUGUUACAAAUCGAGGCCACUGGAAGGACCGCGCGUUACCGCUUGACGAGGAAUAGCAGAUACCAGGAGAAGCGAGUCGUCGUGGUCUAAGAAUAUCGUGCGCGUUCGGAUCGUUGAACUCCUUCCUUUCUUUUUUCCACGUGUCGUGGUGAGCUUUCCGGGGGGAAAUAAAUCGGAAACUUUCUCCGGCGACGUCAAUAAGUCGCGCUGUAAACGAUGUCGACCACGUCCGACGACGAGGGCUCGCAGGAGGAUCAUCCGCAGCGCUACGACGUCGACGACUUGGAGAUUAUCAAGACAAUUGGCACAGGCACGUUCGGUAGAGUCGUGCUAUGUAGACACCACGGCACGCCGCUCGCUCUGAAAAUCCUCUCUAUGGUGGACGUGAUCAGGCUGAAGCAGGUCGAGCACGCGCGCAAUGAGAUCACAGUUCUGAAGGAAGUCAAUCACCCUUUCAUCGUCAACAUGCUAUGGAGCGGCAGGGACGAGGCUAGAAUUUACAUGUUGCUGGAAUUCGUUGCCGGUGGCGAGCUCUUUUCCUACCUAAGAGCGGCCGGAAGGUUCGCCGGGCCUACCAGUUGUUUUUACGCGUCCGAAAUAGUCUGUGCUUUGGAUUACCUCCAUAACAAGCAUAUAGUUUACAGGGAUCUCAAGCCAGAAAACCUUCUUUUGGAUAGCCAAGGUCAUCUGAAGAUCACCGACUUUGGAUUCUCCAAAAAACUCACGGAUAGAACAUGGACCUUGUGCGGCACGCCAGAAUACUUGGCGCCGGAAAUCAUACAAAGCAAAGGCCACAACAAAGCCGUGGACUGGUGGGCUUUGGGCGUUUUAAUCUACGAAAUGCUCGCGGGAUAUCCGCCAUUCUUCGACGACAAUCCUUUCGGUAUCUACGAGAAGAUUCUGAGCGGCAGGAUAGAGUGGCCGAAGCACGUUGAUCCUAUCGCCAAGGACCUGAUUAAGAAAUUGCUGGUCGCCGACAGGACGAAGAGAUUGGGAAACAUGCGGCAAGGCGCCGAGGACGUCAAGAGGCAUCGAUGGUUCAAAUUAGUCGAAUGGCCGCUGGUGCCACAAAGAGCCUUGACACCCCCGAUAAGGCCGCGUGUACAGGCGCCGGGCGACGCGAGCUGCUUCGACGAUUAUCCCGAGACCGACUGGCGUUCCCAACCACCCCUGCCGCCGGAUCAGCUAGCUCUCUUCCAGGACUUCUGACGAGCGGGGAGAUAACGCGACGAUAUCGCGGAAUAGUCGUGACAUUCAGCGCUUGACAGUUCGUCGGCAGACACUCAGACUCGUAUUAGCACUCCCUUGAAACUUGUCUCACGUGAGAUAGUCUGAAGAGAUCUGAAUUUAGAGACUUCAGACCCGAGUUUGUCGUUUAAAUUGCGUGCUACGUGUGCGACAUUGCAUCUGUGAUCGCGAUUCGACUGAAGAACUCGUAUUUAAUUCUAAAUUCAAAUCUAAAUGCCUCACUUAAGAUAAGUUUCAAGCUUCACGCUUAUUAAUACGAGCUUUUGUGCCUCAUGUGGUGACUGGAACUGGAAACAAGUGAACAGAGAUUCGACGUUACGUUAAUGUUACGUUGGAUAAUGAACUUUUUUACACUGUACAUAUAUAGGUGAUUUUUUAUAUUUUGUUGCGUAUUAUUUAUUGAUUCGUGCGCGCGCUGUCUAGACUAGGCAUUCCUUGUUUUCGCGAGAUCCUGUAAAUAAACGUUGAACGGUUAAUUUUA
Molecule: messenger RNA, 2621 nt
Organism: Odontomachus brunneus
Lineage: Eukaryota; Metazoa; Arthropoda; Insecta; Hymenoptera; Formicidae
Gene: Pka-C3
Product: cAMP-dependent protein kinase catalytic subunit PRKX
Exons: 5
Coding region: 1109-2101 (330 amino acids)
Biological process (GO): protein phosphorylation
Molecular function (GO): protein serine/threonine kinase activity; ATP binding
Source: RefSeq, a predicted model, not a curated record